UCUACAAAACGGCAACCAAAUGUUGGUAACCUUUCACAGAAUAAUCAAGUUUGUGCGUAAAUUUGUUAAGAACUUCAGAGGCACAAGAAUGGCUUAUAGCUUUUUGGAAGUGAUGAUAUGUGAUUUAUUAUAAAAUUUGGCAAGCUGUUGCACUAGAAAUAUUGUCAAUUACUGUCAUUUGCUUUUUAGUUCUUACUAACUUGGUUAGGGAUAUGCUCUGGUUUACGUAAUUUUUCCCUUGAGUUAAAGUCAUAUACUAUAUUAUAUACUUAGGCAUAGCUCUCUUUUCUGCAUGAACAUUUAUAUUUCGACUUGUUAUGAAAUAAGCUGGAAAUUGACUGGCACUGCUUAAAUUAUCCAGAAGCAUUCUAUUCUUCUUAAUUAUACAUGCAGCCCUGGUGCAUGGUCUUGAUUGUUCUACCGGAAACAACUAUUAAGAUUUAGGAGCUGAGUUGUUAAAUCAAAUUUUGAUGUGAAAUUCGUAUAAAGCCAGUCACAAUUUCUGUUAGGAGAAUAUUGACAUGGUACUAACAUACUUAAUGGGUUUACUAGUUACCUGCAAUAUCAGCAGACACUUUAAUUUUCAACUGUGGCAUAGGUUUAGUUUUUAAGGAGCAUAAAGAAUUUGCUGUUCCAUUAUCCGAGAGGACUGGUACAAAAUAAAGUUCCUGUACCAAUGGCUGUUUGGAUACUGUAGUAACUCCAACAAUCCACCAACCAAUCUCAUGAAUCCCAAAUCUUUAUUUUUUAACCGAAAACUGUAGGUGAGGCCCUGACAGUAAUUUUUUAUUGAAGGCGGCAUGAAAAACACACGAAGGGGUAGUUAGAAGAAGAGGGGAGAAUGUACAAAGGGAAGGGGAAUAUACAAGAGGGGACUAUACAGAGAGCUAUAAAAGGGUGUCAAGAAUCCCAAAUCUAAUUAUUCCACUUCAUUAUACACUAGAUCUUGCCAAUCUAUUUUUAUUGCAUGAAACUUGUACUAUUAAAGCAGCUGUUCUAAUACAGUUUCUAGCAAUGAGACGACUGUACAAUAUGUCCAGUUCUGCCAUCAUAUUCUCAAAGUGGAUAGGUACUAGGGACAGGUAUUUCUUUGUGUUAAAUUAUUAGACCACAGACCACAGUUGAAUAGUACAUCCCAUCUGCAUGACAUUCUUUUCUGUCCAUCUGAAACCAUAUACCAUCACUGAUUAAUCGAGUAGAAAUAUCAUGGAAGAGUUAGGUGCUCCUAUCCUUUUGACCUAAUAAUGGCUCCUUUUCCCUGUGUUACAGAAAGACAAAGAGGCAUAUAUUGGUGUGUGUUUUCAAUUAGAUAUUUGAAUAUCUUUGUUACAGUGGGGAGGUCGUCGACACAAAUUGUUAGUCACUAGCUUUUCCUUGUACUUGCUAUAUUCACUAUUCAGGGCAAAUAUCUUCUGCUACUAAACAUCAUUGUUUUAAGUGAUGUUGCAAAUUGUAUGUAGUUUGUACAGCCAAUUACUUGACUGCAAAUUGGUGGACAGCACCUUUGUUCAAAACAUUCCGUAAGUUUGUAACAUCGACAGGGAUGUUGCAUGCUUCUAUCCUGGCACAAAUGGCCUUGUGAUAUUUUUUUAGGUACAACUAGUUAUGGUUAGGAUGCACUCUAGGCCUCCUGACCACUAGCUUUGCCUGCACUUACCCCUCUUCUUGUGACCUUUUUGCUUCUUUGUAGAGCUGUGUGUGUAGGCUUGUUGCUUUGCUUGUCUGGUUUUGUUAGCCUAGGUUGCUUUGUAUAUUGUGGUUUAAUUGGCCUGGUAAGUUUUUGCAUCUUCUCAGUGUGCUUCUUCCAAUACAAAACGACACAGAUGUUGAUGUGAGUUUGAGAAAAGAGUUGUGGUAAGUACCAAAGGCACCCUUAGAGCAUGGUUUCAAGUUUCAACAUAGAAAAAAAAGCAAGAAUAAAGGAUAUCUAUUAAGAUUGUGGGAUGAAAUGAAAUGACAAAGGCCUAGUCUCCCAGCAAAUCUGAGUGAUUCUAAUUCCUCCCUACAAAUUUAAUACACACUAGAUUAGUGUGGUGAGUCGAUGAAAUUUCUCGUGGCUCCCUCCUACAUAGGCUUGUCAACUCAUUGCCUACUGCUAACACAAAUCAACACCCACUCAAUACUGGGUAUUGUUGGUUUCCUCCUCUAUAUAAAUAGCACAUCUACGCUCACUCUUUGUUCCACAGAAACACGAGCAGCCACAAGUAGUGCCCAUUACUAGUCCCCUGACCUUUCUUGGAAAAUUUCUCCCUGCUGGGGAAACAGUAAAAGGGGAGGAGAAAAGGAAAAAUAGAGAGAUAUGAGUUCAUCGUGGACAGCAAAACAGAACAAGAUCUUUGAGACGGCGCUAGCGACGUAUGACGAGGACACGCCAGACCGCUGGCAGAAGGUGGCACGAGCAGUCGGUGAUGGGAAGUCAGUCGAUGAAGUGAAGAGGCACUAUGAAGAGCUGCUGAAAGACCUGCAUCACAUUGAGUAUGCAGGAGGCCGCCGCGGAUCCCUCUACAACAUCUCCGGCGCUAGCAGUAGCAACGGCAACUCCUGGGGCAGUGCCAAUGAGGACCACAGGAGAAGGUACCUCAAUCCUCAGUGAACGCGAUCUUGGAGGAGCUGAUCCGAAGCCUAUUGCAGCGGCGCUCUUACCAGCAAAGCCGAAACAUAACCGAGUCUCCCUGAGAUUACGUUUACUAUAUAUUUUUUGAGCUUAUGUGCUCUUGCGUUGUAUGUGUGUGUCGUCAUAGGUAGUAGACUUUCUACCAAAAGAAGAUGGGCACUAGACUUGUGUAGUGGUUUGAUGAAAAACUUCUAGCUGAGGUCGGGAGGGAGCGUGUGCUCCGGGCUUAAAAUAAAAAAUGGAUCCACACUGUUAAAAUUCUUGAAAAAAGUCAGACAUAUACUUGAAGUAUUGCAGCAUGUCUCUGCCAAGUUUGGUGCAAAA
Messenger RNA from Triticum aestivum (bread wheat), 2938 nucleotides. RefSeq names its product protein RADIALIS-like 4. The record is from RefSeq and is a predicted model, not a curated record. The transcript has 2 exons. Lineage: Eukaryota; Viridiplantae; Streptophyta; Magnoliopsida; Poales; Poaceae. The coding region runs from base 2300 to 2593 and encodes 97 amino acids. Gene Ontology annotation, molecular function: DNA-binding transcription factor activity.